GGCUGCAAUAUGACUGACCCCCACUUGUAUCAAUCGGAGUGGCAGAUUUUUGUUAGUCUGAUUCUUGGGCCCCUUCCUAGUUCCUACGUUGGGGGCCUAAUUAUCACUGUUUUCUUAUUCGAUACGGAAUACGUAUAAAUCCUUUGAUCCUUUUCUGACAUUGGGGCUAUGUCUGCUUACCCCACCUUGACCCAGCCGCACCUGAUAACCUCUUCUCAGUGCGAGGAUUCUCCUUGUGUGGGCCUGGUAGCUAGGCAUGCCGUAUUGUUUACGAUUGAAUCAAAUGAUCGGCGAGUUCUGUUCCGACUAUCCAGAAAAUCGCGGAGGUAUCGGUGGUCAAAAGACGUGAACUCCGAAUGGCCCGUGCUAAGCAGAUAAUCAUAUAAGAGAGGCUCAACCUUCCAACAUCACCCCUCUGUUUUUUUUUUUUUGUAAAUACGUUCUCAGCGCUCGUCUCAUCUCGCUAUAUCUACUUCCUAUCCUAGUCAGCGAAUAUGGCUCACUACAUCACCACAAACGACGCCAACGGGGUAUCCGUCUUCUCCAAAGUUCCAGACGAACAAUUCAAAAUAUCCGUUCCAGUCGGCGAAAUUCGAAUUCUUUCAUCUGCCCAUUCCUUCCCGCUUGACCUCUCAAGCGAAGCCGAUAUCGAACAGUACCAAAAAGACCGUACCUCUACGUUCUUUCCAGGAAGCAGCCGUCGGAUUGUUCCUGAUGGAGGCACCUCCACAAUCAUGAUUACAAUGGAACCGGGGGCUGAGAGUCCAAUGCACAGGACUAUGACCUCGGACACUGUGGUGGUCAUUGAGGGUGAGAUUGAAAGCACCUUGGACUCAGGAGAGACGCGGAUUCUCAAAGCGGGUGAUGUGCUUGUGCAGAGAGCCACUAUGCACAAAUGGAGGAACGUUACCGCCGAUAAUGGCCGUGCGAAAAUGGUUGCUUUCGCCCAAUCUACGGCUGAGCCUUUGCAGAUUGGAGAUAAGGUUCUCAGUAACGAAUGGCUCAAUUGAAGGCUUAUCGAUAGAAUGAGGCGCGUUGGGAAUUUGGCUCGUUGUUCAGAUAAUACUACGCGCACAUAUGCCAUACCGCGGGAACACAUGAAUGGUGUUGAGCAACAGAUUUUGUGUCAGAUAGUUGACGAUUUGCUAAUCCUCUUCUUCGAGCCCUGUUGAGCAAUAUCGGUGGUUAAUAUUAACACUACUAUACUGAUCCCUUACAAAUAUCUUUCGUUGAACAGCUCGGCCUUUAGGCAAACAAAGAUGAAUUCUAAUAUAAAACUGGCCCAAAG
Messenger RNA from Aspergillus ibericus CBS 121593, 1288 nucleotides. RefSeq names its product cupin domain-containing protein. Bases 495 to 1010 code for a protein of 171 amino acids. Lineage: Eukaryota; Fungi; Ascomycota; Eurotiomycetes; Eurotiales; Aspergillaceae. The transcript has a single exon. The record is from RefSeq and is a predicted model, not a curated record.